Messenger RNA from Trichoderma virens Gv29-8, 816 nucleotides. RefSeq lists its product as uncharacterized. The record is from RefSeq and is a predicted model, not a curated record. The transcript has a single exon. Bases 1 to 816 code for a protein of 271 amino acids. Lineage: Eukaryota; Fungi; Ascomycota; Sordariomycetes; Hypocreales; Hypocreaceae.
AUGACAUCAAUAACAAACCUCCCCCCACGUUAUGAGAUUCGACCGCUCGAAUUGAAACACUGCACCUGGGCCCAGGCCAUUGUGGCUCUCAGCAACGUCUAUCAAACAACAGUAUGGACAGCCUCAUGUCCAGACAACUUGACACGUCGUACCUACGAUGCCUACAAAGGCAUGGCGUAUCUGAUCCAGCAUCAAAUUGAAUCCGGCCACUCGUUGGGAGUGUUUGACAAAGAAUACGAGUUCAAACGAUCAGAGUCGGCCGCCACAUCAGGAAGACUCUACUGGAAUAUUGAUGACGAGGCUGCCGGCGUCUCCAAGUUACUUGAACAGAUGGAUUUCCCUCUGGUGUCGGUCGCCAUGGCAUACGACAGCUUCGAUCCGCUAGAUCCAGAAAGACUGGUGGAUAUGAUGGCUGCGCUCCCUGGUUUCGGGUCUGCAAUGGGCGCCUUGCAAGCAGCCGAUCAACGAAUUGACAGUUCCUGGAAGGCUACUGGCCCAGGACAAGUAUUAUUUCGGGCUGCGACAAGCACGCGGAACGAAUAUGAGGGCAAGGGCAUCAUGAAAUCACUGGCACACUAUCUGAUGCGCACCUCGGCAGCAAAAGGGUUUCGAGCGAUUCAAAUCGAAUGCGUGUCCGAUGCGGUCAUCCAUGUCUGGAGUCAUCCUCCAGCGCCAUUCCACACGGACCUAGUGAGCGAGAUUAACAGCAUGGAUGUGGUGGCUGAGGAUGAAUCUGGCAACGAGUAUUAUCCGCUUAGGCCAUCAAAGCAGCGGCUGUGCAAGUUGUAUUGUAGACUACAGGAUUCCGCCAUGUAA